AUGAGCCUUAAGGACUUAAAUUUAGUUACGCUUACAAAAUUAACUUCAGAAUACACCGACCAUUUAAAAUGUAUAGAAUGUUGUAAGUACUACAUAGCACCGGCUACUGCUGCCUGUGGGCACACAUUAUGUCAUACAUGCUGGCGGGGGCGACGUAUAUGUCCUCUAUGUGCUUGUUCCCUUGAUCGCAAAUCACUGAAACUUAAUUUACCUCUACAAAAUCUCACAAACCAUAUUCAAACACUUGGUGAAGCAUUCGAAAAACUCUUCAAAAUACAGUUAGAUGAAUUUAGUCUUGACACACCUGGAGAUAUUGAAUCAGAUAAGGAUCCUGUUAAAAAUGUUAAGGACUGGUUAACAAGUUCACAAAAUCACUUUUCGGCACCAAUCCAAAAUUCAGAAACUUUUUCACAAGAUUCCCAACAACCCCAGAAUCCAAUAGAAAUCUCAGCUAGCAAUGUUAUAAUCCACACAAAAGAAAAAAAAAGUUGA
This is a messenger RNA of Arctia plantaginis, 492 nucleotides long. Lineage: Eukaryota; Metazoa; Arthropoda; Insecta; Lepidoptera; Erebidae. The record is from the annotation of a GenBank genome assembly.